CUCUCGCCCCGUCUGGCGUAGUUUCGGGUCCUUGCUGGAACCUUUCCUGGCCGGCAAGCUCGGGCCACUCCCCCGCCCACCUGACGCCGCCGGGGCAUAUAUGUGCUGCAGAGGAGUAAUGGUGCACGGGGGGGCGGUGCCAUGGAGCUGGAUGAGGCGCAGCUGCUGGACGCGCUGGCCCUGCUGCAGGUGCCGAUGGGCACGCUGGGCUGGCUGGCUCAGAAGUGCAUCUCCUCGCCCUACGGUCGCUACGUGACCCCAGGCGGCCGCUGCCAGCUGCCCGCGCGUGUCUCCUGGGUGCUGCAGGAGCUGCCCUCGCUCGUCCUGCCGCUGCUGCUGCUGCUGCGCGCCCCGCCCGGCACCCCGACGCCCAACCUCCUGCUGCUCUCCAUGUUCGUGCUGCACUAUGUGCAACGUUCCUUGAUUUUCCCGCUUCUCAUCCGCGGGGGGAAGCCGACCCCCGUCUAUGUGUUCUUGUUGGCCUUCCUGUACUGCACCUUCAACGGCUACCUGCAGGGCCGCUACCUGACCCGCCACGCAGUGUAUGCGGAGGACUGGCUCACCGACCCCCGCUUUCUCGGCGGCUCUCUUCUCUGGCUCUUGGGCCUGAUGAUCAACCUCCACUCGGAUCACAUCCUCAGGAAUCUCCGGGAGCCGGGGGAGACAGGCUACAAGAUCCCACGAGGGGGUCUCUUUGAGUACGUCUCCACCGCCAACUUCUUCGGGGAGGUGCUGGAGUGGGUGGGCUUUGCGCUGGCCAGCUGGUCCCUGCAGGGUGCCUGCUUCAUGACCUUCACCUUCCUGGUCUUAUACCCCCGCGCCCACAGACACCACCGACCGGUCCACCUCUAUUCAGGGAAGACCAUCCUCUUCGACUGAAAGCGUAGCUUCUGGAGGGAUGCACAUGGAACGGUGAGGAAGGGGACACCCGCCUAGCCAGCUAGAUCAUCCGAAUCCACCCUGGCGAUCACUGGGGCGACAGAUGUCACAGCCAGAUCGCCCUCACAUCUGAAACCCUGAAAUGAAAGGAAGCCCAUGGCUGGUGAAGUGGUGCUGUGGUGUUUCUUCCCCUCUUCCUCCUCUUCCUCCUCCUCCUUUU
Molecule: messenger RNA, 1099 nt
Organism: Erinaceus europaeus (western European hedgehog)
Lineage: Eukaryota; Metazoa; Chordata; Mammalia; Eulipotyphla; Erinaceidae
Gene: SRD5A1
Product: steroid 5 alpha-reductase 1
Exons: 5
Coding region: 142-879 (245 amino acids)
Biological process (GO): steroid biosynthetic process
Cellular component (GO): membrane
Molecular function (GO): 3-oxo-5-alpha-steroid 4-dehydrogenase activity
Source: RefSeq, a predicted model, not a curated record